AAUUUAUGCUUUAUUUGCACGUAAAAAUGAUUAGAUGUAUGUGCUGGAUUGUGUAAUUUGUUGUUUACUUUUUUGAGAACCCGGAAAAAUUGUAUAAUUUUUCAUUCAAACGAAUUGAUAUAAAUAUCUCACAAUUUACGGAGCAGAUCAAAAUUAAGUAUGAAGAACGUUGGCCAAGAAACCACUUGUAAAUCGAAAAAUGCGGCGAAUGCGGAAGUAAACGAAAAGGAGAACAGUAAGAUGGAUUGGUGGCUCGUGUUUGGAGGCAUAAUUAUACUUACUUUAAUCACUAGAUUCUACAAAGUGACAGAGCCUGAACAUGUUUGUUGGGAUGAAACACAUUUCGGUAAAAUGGGCAGCUGGUAUAUAAACAGGACAUUCUUCUUUGAUGUACAUCCACCUUUGGGAAAGAUGCUCAUUGCUUUAUCUGGAUAUAUGACAGGAUAUGAUGGUAAAUUUGCCUUUGAAAAACCAGGAGACAAAUUUGAGAAUGUCAAUUACAUCGGUAUGAGAAUAUUCUGUACAAUUUUGGGUGCAUCCAUCGUCCCUUUAUCUUACCUCAUUGUGUGGGAUCUUACUAAAUCAAUUCGCGCUUCUGUGCUUUCUGCCAUUCUCAUUCUAUUUGAUGUAGGAUUGUUGACAUUGAAUCAGUAUAUACUCCUGGAUCCGAUACUUCUGUGCUUUAUAAUGUGUGCGACCUGGGGCAUGGCACGUGUGGCUUCACUUCGGGAUCGGCCGUUCACGCGAUCCUGGUGGUCGUGGUUAUCGUUUACCGGAGCCUCGCUCGCGUGCACGAUCAGUGUGAAAUUCGUCGGACUAUUUGUCGUUCUGCUCGUGGGUCUUUAUACCGUGUAUGAGCUCUGGCGAGAAUUGGGAGAUUUGUCUAAACCUGUAUCUUAUGUGGGGAAACAUUUGUUAGCACGGUGCUUUUGUCUCAUCCUAUUACCGGUUUUACUUUACAUGCUAUUUUUUUAUAUACAUCUUUCCGUUUUGAACAAAAGCGGAAGUGGCGAUGGAUUCUACAGCUCCGAAUUUCAGUCGCUCUUGCGAGGAAAUUCAUUAUAUAACGCGACGAUGCCGCGGCAAUUGGCAUAUGGUGCCACCAUCAUUAAAAAUCAUCGCACAGGCGGCGGUUACUUGCACUCCCACUGGCAUUUAUAUCCUGAGGGAGUCGGUGCCAGGCAGCAACAGAUUACGACCUAUUCCCACAAGGACGACAAUAAUCUAUGGCUGGUGAAGAAAUACGACACAGAUGCGAUACCGUCCGAGCCGGAGUUGGUCAAACACGGUGAUCUUGUUCGUCUGGAGCACGUCAUCACCAGACGGAAUUUACACUCGCACAAGGAGAUCGCGCCAAUAUCGAAGAAGCAUUACCAAGUCACCGGAUACGGAGAAAACGGUACGGGUGAUGCUAACGACGUCUGGAAAAUAUUGAUAACGAACGGAAGAAACGGCGACGUAGUAGAAACGGUGACGAGCAAGUUGAAAUUUGUGCAUUAUCUUCAUCAUUGCGUGUUAACUUGCAGCGGCAAAACCUUGCCGAAAUGGGCAUACAGUCAACAAGAAGUCUCCUGUAAUCCGAACAUGAGAGACAAGAACGCGUUGUGGAACAUCGAGGACAAUCAGUAUGCCAAAUUACCCAACGUCAGUUUCCGGGUGUACGCGCCGGGAUUCCUCGACAGAUUCCUGGAGUCACACGCCGUGAUGCUGCAAGGAAAUUCGGAUUUGAAAGUGAAAGAGGGAGAGGUGUCCUCGCGGCCUUGGCAGUGGCCUAUAAAUUACAGAGGACAAUUCUUCUCCGGGAACAAUCAGAGGAUAUAUCUGCUCGGCAAUCCCAUUAUUUGGUGGGGAAACAUAGUCUUCCUCGCGAUAUUCGUGAUUCUUUACGUUCACGCAUCCGUGCGCGAGCAGCGAGGCUGCGUCGACGACGCCGUCGUCCUCGAGCAGCGCAGCAAGAUCACGCACGCCGGCAAGUGGCUCUUCCUCGGAUGGAUCCUGCAUUACGUGCCGUUCUGGGCGAUGACCAGGGUUCUCUACUUCCAUCAUUACUUCCCGGCGCUGUUAUACAGUUCUAUGCUGACUGGGAUUACGUUGAAUCACAUCAUCGAACACCUUUUAUUGCUGCUUCCCGGUAAAGUGGGAAAUACGAUUUACCAUGUCGCAUUUGGAACUGUCAUUUCCAGUACUGUAUAUAGUUUUUAUCUGUUCUCGCCGUUGGCUUAUGGGAUGGACGGACCUUCCGCCAUGGAUCCCGAGAGCUCGAUGCAUUCUUUGCGAUGGAUGGAAUCUUGGGAAUUUUAAAGUCUAAUUUAACGGGCGUGAUGCAAAUUUUAUAGAGUACUUAAAUAUUUUAUACAUAUAUAUAUCUCUUUGAGAACGACUGAGACAUGCUAGACAAGAAUGCUCAUCUUAUUUAUAUAAUUUAGAUUUUAAUUUAGAUUUUAUAUAUUAUAAUU
Nylanderia fulva is the source of this 2456-nucleotide messenger RNA. It is a transcript of the gene twisted, whose product is annotated as Protein O-mannosyl-transferase 2. Gene Ontology annotation, molecular function: dolichyl-phosphate-mannose-protein mannosyltransferase activity. Gene Ontology annotation, cellular component: endoplasmic reticulum; membrane. The record is from RefSeq and is a predicted model, not a curated record. NCBI's taxonomy places the organism in Eukaryota, Metazoa, Arthropoda, Insecta, Hymenoptera, Formicidae. Gene Ontology annotation, biological process: protein O-linked glycosylation via mannose.